Pyricularia oryzae 70-15 is the source of this 699-nucleotide messenger RNA. RefSeq lists its product as uncharacterized. The transcript has 2 exons. The record is from RefSeq and is a predicted model, not a curated record. The coding region runs from base 1 to 699 and encodes 232 amino acids. NCBI's taxonomy places the organism in Eukaryota, Fungi, Ascomycota, Sordariomycetes, Magnaporthales, Pyriculariaceae.
AUGCCUUCGGUGUUGGCAGUACUCCAGAACCGCAUUGUGGCUCUUGGCUUCUUUGGCCAUGUGCAAGGCGGUCCUACUCUACGUCGCGAUGGUCUGGGCUCGGUGUCAUUGCCUGAAAGCUCCCUGCACAUGAAUUUCCGCCGAGAUGUCAACAGUGAUCUCUGUUACUUAUGGGUUGAGUCAUAUCUUUGGACAGGGUGCAAAGGCUUUUCUGAGCAGUAUGGCAUUAGCAUGGCCGAGUUCAUUGAUAUGAAUCCUUCCGACGUUAUCCUGCAUAUCUUGGCCAGGGCUCGGCAUGACCUGCCCAGGAAAUCGGCCUCAGCAGUGCGGGUCCGGCAACCGCCUGCUGCUGUAAAAGGUGCAAGGGCCACGCCGGGCCCGGAGCUCCACAGAUCGUCGCCCAGCGUCGGUGCCUACCAGGUGCGCGGCUGCUAUGCGGAGCCGGCGGGCGGGGCGCGCUCUUUGCCUUGCUUGCUGGACGCGGCCGACGUGACGGUCGAGAAAUGCAUCGCCGCGGCGAGCGCAGCAGGUGCCAGGUAUGCCGGCUCGGAAUAUGGCCGAGAAUGCUGGUACGGGAAUAUAUUGGCGGGUGGGAAUUUGUUGGCUUUUACGAAAAAUUGUGUGACCAUGACCUGCCUUGGAACCGCUGAUCAGUACUGUGGCUCUGGCAACCACCUCCUGGUGUACAGCACAGGCUGA